Molecule: messenger RNA, 1578 nt
Organism: Etheostoma cragini (Arkansas darter)
Lineage: Eukaryota; Metazoa; Chordata; Actinopteri; Perciformes; Percidae
Gene: hspb8
Product: heat shock protein b8
Exons: 6
Coding region: 278-943 (221 amino acids)
Biological process (GO): cellular response to unfolded protein
Cellular component (GO): cytoplasm; protein folding chaperone complex; nucleus
Molecular function (GO): protein homodimerization activity
Source: RefSeq, a predicted model, not a curated record
UCGCCUGGGAAACCACCGUCCAGUAUAAAACCCACAGCCAGAAGGCAUUCACUUUCUCAGGAAAAGCACUGCACACUUUUCAGUUUGUUGGAUCAACUGGUGACUGGUUGCGUAACGGUGAUGCGCAAAAUCCUGAAUAGAUCCAGUUUUACGACACAUAGAUACACAUAGAAGUAGUUCUGGGUUGUUGGGGUUUUUUUUUCCAAAAGGAAAGUUUUUGUUCGGGAUUGUUUGAAACAAACGGCAGAACUUAAACUGGUUUAGAACUCGGCUGGACAUGGCAGAGGGAGACUUCUACACGAUGGGAAACCGGCAGAGGUUUCCCAGGGAUCCGUUUGGAGAAUCGCCGUUCAGGGAUCAGUCUCCGUUCAGGGAUCAGCUCGCGUCUCGGUUCAUGGAUGAUGAAUUCGGAAUGCCACCUUUCCCCGAGGAUUUGUCUAUGGACUGGCCGGGUUGGGCUCGACCGGGUCGGUUAAGCUCGCGCCUCAGUUCUUCGCCCUUCAGCAGUAGUUUACGCACAGGUUUCCCGUCGCGUCAGUCCACGGGAGGCCCAACGCUGUACACCAGCAGGUACGGCGAGCCUUCCUCCCGGAGCUCCCCCACCACCACCGGGGGGGAACCGUGGAAAGUUUGCGUGAACGUCCACAGCUUCAAACCAGAGGAAUUAAACGUCAAAACGAGAGACGGAUUUGUAGAAGUGUCAGGAAAACAUGAAGAGAAGCAGGAAGAAGGAGGCAUAGUGACAAAGAAUUUCACAAAGAAGAUUCAGAUCCCGAUAGAUGUGGACGCUCAGACCGUUUUCGCUUCCUUGUCCCCCGAGGGCGUCCUCAUCAUCGAAGCCCGGCAGACGCCUCCGUAUUACCUCUUCAGCAACGAGGGCUCCCAGGGUGGAGACACACAGGAGGUCGAGGCCCUUAACCUCGAAGACGCCCCUUUGGUCUAAACCUCCACCUCCUCAAAAACAUAACAAAUCAUCCUGCACAAUUAAUUACAAGUUUGAUACAAAAUGUGUGGCCUUCAGCUUCAUGUUGUUAGACACCUGGCAUACAAAUGUCUAAAAGGCAAAUAGGUAAGUCCUGUUUAAUGUCCUUAUUAAAGCUGCGGAAAGAAAGGUUGUGUAUAACAAGCAGAAUGGGGAAAAGCAAACUCUCCCUACUGACACAGAUGCUAUAGAUUUGCCCCAUUGUCCAAAUAAAAUUUGGGUACCAUUUCUCUUUCAUGUUAGACGUAAACCCAAAAUCUAAAUGUCCAGAAGAAAGUCUAUUUUUAACUCCAUUGUGUCUUUUGUUCACAAAUGAUUACAGACCAGCAGGUUUGAAAAACAUACAAUUUCAUAUAUAUAUCUUCAGAACUGCGGUUAGUGUUUUUAAAUGACCAACUGGAUUUCUUUUUUAAAGAUUACAAAUGUUCAAACAGCUACAGCUGGGGGAGCCCUCGGUGUGUUUGUUUGUGCAGCUUUAAUAUUAUAUAUGGGUAAAUAUUGAGGUUAUGCAACAGUUGUUGGGCCACUGAUACAUUAUAUGACAUAGCAUUUUCAAUAAUCAGGAAGUUAAUAUGACACAGUAUGUGAAUCACAUU